Messenger RNA from Heterobasidion irregulare TC 32-1, 1582 nucleotides. RefSeq lists its product as uncharacterized. The record is from RefSeq and is a predicted model, not a curated record. Bases 68 to 1411 code for a protein of 447 amino acids. Lineage: Eukaryota; Fungi; Basidiomycota; Agaricomycetes; Russulales; Bondarzewiaceae. Gene Ontology annotation, molecular function: FAD binding. Gene Ontology annotation, biological process: secondary metabolite biosynthetic process. The transcript is spliced from 10 exons.
CUCUUGUUCGAGCACGUUAUCUUGUUGCAAGCAGGACCAUCUGAUUGAGCUUUUCGUUCGAAUCACGAUGUCAAUCGCACCUCACAAAUUUAGAGUCGCAAUCUGCGGCGGAGGGCCCGCAGGCCUCUCCCUCGCUGCUACGAUAGCACGAUUCAAUGACGCUACUGCCCCAGUUGCAUUUGACAUAUAUGAGGCUCAGCCUGUUAUAGGGACUGUUGGAGCUGGGAUCAACGUGUAUCCACGCACACGCCAGAUGUUAGAGCGUCUGAACCUCAUGGGUAAGCUUGCAGGAGAGAUCGGUGCAGAAGAAGGGCAAGAAGCCGGGAGCGCUGCCUUCGAUUUUCGCAAGUCGGAUCAGUUGACUGAGGGGUACAAUUUUUGCAGAAUGGUCGCAAGCACAUUACUGAUCCAUCGGUCUGCACUGAUCACUGCUUUACAAGCCGGGUUCGAAUCGUACUCUCAUUACACAGUUCAUACUUCGGCACGCCUUGUGUCUUACAUGCGUUCCUCGGACGUAGAGACAGGAUCGCCUAUCACGCUUCAUUUUGCUGACGGCACGACUGCCACCGCAGAUGUCCUCAUUGGCGCGGAUGGAAUCCGCUCGGCCGUACGAUCAACGAUGUUUGAGGGAUCGUUGGCAGGACCGCGCCCUAAAUGGACUGGAACUAUCGUAUAUCGGAGUUUGAUUCAACGCGAAGCGUUGGAUGCAGUCUGGACAAACCACCGGGCUUCAAGAUCUCUCACAAUCUAUUGUGGUAAUGAUAAACAUAUUGUCUGUUACCCAAUCUCGCAAGGAAACUUGGUGAAUUUUAUUGGAUAUUACACCGUACCGAACGGAGAAGGAACGUCCUUCGACGACAAGUGGGUACGCGAUGUGUCUGCGGAGGAAGUGCAGGCUUGUUAUUCUGGAUUUGAACCCGAAAUUCAAGCCCUGCUCAAGUGCCUCGAUAAAGUAGCUGCCUGGGCCGUGCAUGUCAUGGACGAUGUUUCUAGAAGUGUAGAUGGACGGGUCGCUAUAAUGGGCGAUGCAGUUCACGCAAUGGAACCACACUUUGGCGCAGGUGCAGGUCAGGCGAUGGAGGAUGCCUACAUCAUUGGCAGGCUCCUUACUCACCCUCUAACGACGCGCGAGCAGAUCGCUACUGCCCUCGCGAUAUAUGAGGACGUGCGCCUGAAGUUCACCUUGGGAAUUGUAUCGAACGCGAGAAAAAUUGGCAAACUCUAUGAAUUUGGUGGAGAUCACCGCCCUUCUGCAGAUGGUGACGAUCGCAAUUGGGCGAAGAUGUGGGGUGAUGAAGUCUCGAGGAUGUGGCAGUGGCAGCGGAAUACCGAUGCAGUGGAUGAGGAUUGGAGUCAGGCGGAAAAGCAAUUGGUCGACGCCGUUCUGCAUAACAAACAUUCUGCGGCAUGACUGUCUCUAAAUCGACUCAAAUUUGUCGUAUUCGGUGAGGACGUUAUAGUCUGCGGAUCCGAGCGAACACUACGCUCGAACGUGGGCAUGCAGGAAUCAAGAACAUCUAGUAUUCAUACAGAACAGUUCUAGCGGUACAGUGCAUACAGCUUUCAACAUCAUUUAACUUAU